ACGAAAACCUUUUAGAUAUUCUUACUAUUGUUUCUCGUAAUUCUUGUCGAACAUUACGAGAGUAUUGUCUUGAUGAAAUAAUUUUACGUGAUCUGUCAUCAUUCUUUGACGCUGAUUGGUUCCCCUCCUUAGAUGAAUUCGUACUCUUGGCUUUAUUACAACGUGAUGAUCUUGGUUUUAGUGAAACUGUUCUCUGGGAAUAUGUUUUAAAAUGGGGUAUUGCAAACACGCCUGGUCUCGAAAGACGCAUUGAACAAUGGUCACCUGAAGAUUUUACAGCUUUAGAAAGGACCCUACAUAGAUGUAUACCAUAUAUUAGAUUUUUCCAAAUGUCGCAUUCAGAAUUCUAUAAACACGUUCAACCUUUCUCAAAGAUUUUACCUGAAAACCUUUUGAACAACAUAAUGCACUAUCACCAAACGGAUUGUCUCUAUUCAAUAAUGUUACUAACACCAAGAAAUCCAGCAAUACGAAUCAAUUCUUCUGUUAUUAUUAAUCCGAAAUGUGGGUGGCUUUCAUUUAGUCGUGGAUCAAAAGGUUGUUUUAUAUUUUCUCUUGGCACCGAUGCGAAAUAUGGAUACAUUUUAUCUGAUCAGAUAGAUUCUGCUAUAUAUGAUCAUCCAGAAGGUGGGCCAUGUUUCGGCUCUGGACCAGAUCUUUACGUUAGUCUUAAGCGCGAUCAACCUGUGGGGUAUCGUCUGAAUAGAUGUUAUAAAUCAGGUGUCUUCAAUAGGCAAGGCAGUUUUAGAUGGAAGGAUUGGGAAGUAUUUCAAAUUGUUAAGAAUAUAAAUAGUUAA
Dentiscutata erythropus is the source of this 797-nucleotide messenger RNA. Lineage: Eukaryota; Fungi; Glomeromycota; Glomeromycetes; Diversisporales; Gigasporaceae. The record is from the annotation of a GenBank genome assembly.